GAACUUCCUGAGCUGCCAACAAGUGGCGACCGAGUUUUGCAGAGCAGCCGUGUUACAAGCCUCUGUUGUUCACAGACAGAAUCUGCCUGCCCCUUUCGUUAGAAAGGGUCCAUAUCACAACAGGGGCAUGUGCUUUUUCUUAGCAGUGCUCAGUCCUGCUGAGUCAGAGUCACUUUGUAUGCAGCCAAGCACAAGCCAGUAAAACGGACUUUAAUCAAGUUGUUCUGAGCCAUGCAAAAAAGCAGAGGUAAAUGCAGAUGUGAACUGCUUAGAGGCAGGAUAUUUUCAGAAGGUAAGACAAGGAUGGGCUGAAGCAGAGGAGAGCUACUGCAGGUAGAGAAGUGAAUGCAAUACGCAUACUAGAGAAACCAACGACUUUUUGUGUGGGGAGCUCCCAGCUGAGUUAAUGUCCUACUGGAUCUGUGACACAAAGCUUAAGUCUGGCACCCUGACUGAGCAAGCAGGAAAUGCUUCUUUGUCCUGGCAAUUUGGGAUUCAGGGGAGGAGCCCCACUGUGCUGAGAGCACCUUGCCCCAAGCCAGUCGCAGCCUCUACUACAGGACCAGCACAGGUUACCUGAACAACUAGACUCAGCAGAGGUGGCAGCUGCUGUAAGUCUCCUGCAAGUAAGGACCACAGAGCCCCACAGGUGUGCAGGAACAGGAGGAAGCCACAUACUAUACAGAUGAAAUAUGAAAUUUUGCCUCAUUCUUACAAGCGAUUUGUGAACUUGAAUAUAAAGUACAGAGAUCUAAUGCACGCUGAUAAGUCCUAAUUAUUAUUGCUUCACAGCAACUGAAUGAGUAACAGGUUCAUAAGGAGUUUUCAGUAUCAGAGAAAGUAAAGUUCACUGGCUGACACACAACUGGCUAACAAUUCUUUCUACUAUAGAUGCAGUGAGAAGUUGAUCCUUACCAACAAGCAGAUCCUGUUUUUCCCUUCCUAAGGACCAGCUGGGCCACUUUGAUCAACACCUUUAACUGUCAGGCCUUUAUCUUCUUUGAACCAACAUGGAAAGCAAUCUUAAGAAUGUCCUUGUCAUUUCUUUUGGAUUUUUACUUCUAUUUACUGCUUAUGGAGGGCUUCAGAGUCUGCAGAGCAGUCUCCACUCUGAAGAAGGUCUUGGCGUUGCCUCACUAAGUGUUAUCUAUGCAGCUCUUAUCCUCUCUUCCAUGUUUCUCCCUCCAAUCCUCAUUAAGAAGCUGGGCUGCAAGUGGACCAUUGCAGGCUCCAUGUGCUGCUACAUCGCAUACUCCUUGGGCAACUUCUAUGCCAGCUGGUAUACGCUAAUCCCUACCUCCAUAAUCCUGGGAUUUGGGGGAGCUCCUCUCUGGUCUGCUAAAUGCACCUAUCUCACAAUAGCUGGCAAUUUGUAUGCCCAAAAGGCAGGGAAAAUUGGAAGAGAUGUCAUCAAUCAGUAUUUUGGGCUCUUCUUUCUCAUAUUCCAGUCUUCUGGAGUCUGGGGAAAUCUUAUUUCAUCUUUGAUAUUUGGCCAAACUAUCACCACAGUAGUGGAAGUCUCAGCAGAAGACCUGAUGUGCUGUGGAGCAUAUAACUGCAUGGCAAAUGCUACAGCUAACACCACUACAUCGAGUGGGCCAACCAAGACCUUAAUCUAUACCCUGUUGGGUAUCUACACUGGUAGUGGUGUGAUAGCUGUGUUGCUGAUUGCUCUAUUUCUGGAUCAAAUCAAAGCCAACCAAGCAGAGAGCGAGACAGAAAAGAUGCAGACACAGUCCUUUUGGUCCACAUUCUUAGCAACUUUCCAGCAUCUUAAAGAUAAGCGACAGUGUCUCCUAAUCCCUUUGACAAUGUACAGUGGAUUUGAACAGGCAUUCCUUGCUGGUGACUAUACAAAGUCAUAUGUGACCUGUGCCCUGGGGAUACAUUUUAUUGGUUAUGUGAUGAUCUCCUUUUCAGCUACAAAUUCGCUCUGCUCUCUGUUCUUUGGAAAGAUUUCCCAGUUUACUGGCAGAAAAGCCCUAUUUGCAUUAGCUGCAAUUACAAACCUUGCCUGUAUAAUAGCGCUAUUGCUGUGGAAACCUCACCCAAACCAACUUGCUGUCUUCUUCAUAUUCUCUGCUCUUUGGGGCCUAGCUGAUGCCAUCUGGCAGACAGAAACCAAUGCACUCUAUGGAGUUUUAUUUGAGAAGCACAAAGAGGCAGCCUUUGCUAAUUAUCGACUCUGGGAGUCACUGGGAUUUGUCAUCGCCUUUGGAUACAGCACCUUCUUACAUGUUUACAUCAAACUGUACAUCGUAAUGGCUGUGCUGGUCGUGGCCAUAGCAAUGUAUGGGACAGCUGAAUACCUAGAAGCAAAGGACUUGCCUGGAAAACCUACCACUGUGAAGGAGGAAAUAACAGGAUCUGUAGUCCAGCAAACACGUCUUUAAACCCAACAGGAUCAGAGCAGUAGAAACAAAGAAUUCUGGGCAGCUUAGCACAACUGAUUUCUUUAAGGGAGAUUCAAAGUGUUCAAUCAGAUUUUAGAAGAAUAUAAAGGAACUGUUUUCUUGGUCAGUCUAAUAUAAAGAAAUAGGAAUAAAUCUCCUUUCAUACCUCUGUUUUUUAAAAGGUUAUCUGACUGUCAUUUCACUCAAACUCUUACUAAUAAUGAACAAUUAUUUUUUUAAAAA
This is a messenger RNA of Dermochelys coriacea (leatherback sea turtle), 2636 nucleotides long. RefSeq names its product unc-93 homolog A (gene UNC93A). The coding region runs from base 1011 to 2393 and encodes 460 amino acids. The record is from RefSeq and is a predicted model, not a curated record. NCBI's taxonomy places the organism in Eukaryota, Metazoa, Chordata, Testudines, Dermochelyidae. The transcript has 9 exons.